Nothoprocta perdicaria is the source of this 1140-nucleotide messenger RNA. RefSeq names its product carbonic anhydrase 9 (gene CA9). The record is from RefSeq and is a predicted model, not a curated record. NCBI's taxonomy places the organism in Eukaryota, Metazoa, Chordata, Aves, Tinamiformes, Tinamidae. Gene Ontology annotation, molecular function: zinc ion binding; carbonate dehydratase activity. Gene Ontology annotation, cellular component: plasma membrane. Bases 1 to 1119 code for a protein of 372 amino acids. The transcript is spliced from 12 exons.
AUGAGCGCGCGGCUGCCACGAGCGCUCCUGCUGCUGGCCGCGCUGAGCCGCGCCGCGGCCGCGCACAGCGCCGAGGAGGACGCGCCGCACUCCCACGAGCGAGGUCUCGGCCGGGAUCACUGGACCUAUAAAGCGCUGCGCGAGUGGGACUCGCGCUACCCGGACUGCGGCGGCGCCAUGCAGUCGCCCAUCAACAUCAACACGGCCGAGACCGUCUUCAGCCCCCAGCUGCGGCCCAUCCAGCUCGCCGGCUACAGCCUGUCCUCCAAGGAGAUGCUCAAGCUGAAGAACAACGGACACACAGUUGUGCUGGAGCUGCCCGAGCUGCUGGCCAUCGCGGGGGGCUAUGCACAGCAGUACAAGGCCGUGCAGCUGCACCUGCACUGGGGCUCUCCGUCGGGACCCGGCUCGGAGCACACCGUGGAUAACCACCGCUUCCCGGCCGAGAUCCACGUUGUCCAUUACAACACCAAGUAUGACAACUUCAAGGAGGCCAUGGUCCACCCGGAUGGCCUGGCAGUGCUGGGAGCCUUCCUGCAGGUCGGGCCCAGGGAGAACCCGUACUAUCAGCAGAUACUUGAGCACCUGUACAAGAUCGAAGGAGAAGAUGAAGAGGUCUUUGUGCCGGGGUUCAACAUCGCAGGCCUGCUCCCCGCCAACCUGAACCUCUACUUCCAGUACAACGGCUCUCUGACCACCCCUGCCUGCUACCAGACGGUGAAGUGGACAGUGUUCAACCAGACGGUGCAGCUCUCUCAGGAUCAGAUCUCGCUGCUGGUGACGACCCUGAGAGGGGACGACGACAGCCCCCUGCAGAACAAUUUCCGGGGGGUCCAGAAGCUGCACGGGCGACACGUGCUGGCCAGUUUCCAGACCGCGCUCCCCUCGGUGCAGCAGCUGCCUCCCGCUGACGGGGCUGCUGCUUGUGCUGAAAAACACAGCGGUUCGUUUCAGGCAGGGGACGUGCUGGCCGUGCUCUUCGGGGUGCUCUUCGCCGUCACGGCACUCGCCUUCCUGCUCUACAUCCACAAGCAGCGCACCCAGAAUGUCCGGCUGGACAAUCCAACCAAAUCCAAGGUCAUCUACACAGCAGCCACCACAGAGGAGAACGCGGUGUGAGCCGCGUGGCGCCGGCCCUCC